AUGCCUCACGCCGUGAGCGAAAAUGUUCGGAAUGUGAAUAAACCGAAUCCACGUAAUGAUCCAGCUAUUUUCAAAAUAUUUGAAAAUGUUCAGUUCAAUGUUGUGCAACAUAAAAAAUUCGUAAAGAAAAUGAUAAAAGUCUAUAAGAAGACUAACGAAGAUAGCUUCCGAGAGAGUUUCAGGAAUGCUCUCCAGUAUUUAUUUAGCUUUGGAGAUACCAGUGCUAAUGUGGAUCGCGUUAUUCAGUUUGUCGCAACUUUCUGUACAUCACUUGAGGAAGAAGAAUUUCUUUUGUUUGUUUUCAAUAUCAUUUUUGAGUGUCAAUGUGUAUCUGGACAGUCUGCAAGGUAUCGAGCAAGUCAAUUGUUGGCAGCGGUACUUGGUGCACUUGGGGAUGAUGCCUCAUUAGAUGAUGACCUUUGUGAUAAGCUUUUAACAUCCCAGUUACAACGGCUGCAAGAUACGCGCAGCGCUGUGCGUUGUAGAGCCGCCAUUGCCCUUCAAAGAUUGCAAAACCCAAUGGAGGCUGAUGAUGAAGUCACUCGGGCAUACCUUUUCCACAUGAGCUGUGAUCCAAGUUCAUCUGUCCGAAGAGCGAUAGUAAUGUCUAUAGCAAAGUGUUCACGUAAUGUGCCAUUUGUGUUGGAGAGGCUGUGCGAUGUUGAUGAGGCAGUGCGUCGUGCAGCCUUCCUAUAUAUAUCUGCUAUUGAUGUCAAACAUCUUCGAGUUAAGCAGAGGCUUCUGACAUUAAAGGUUGGACUAACAGAAAGAAAUCCGCGCGUGCGCCGCGUAGUCGAAGAAAUAUUGAUACCGAGCUGGUUAAGUUCUUUCGGCGGAAACAUAGUUUAUUUACUAAAAGCCAUCCGUUUGGAUAACAUAAAUGAUGCAAAGGACUCCCAAUACGUUGCUGGAAAACUGCUGGAAUCUUUAUUUAAACGUCUGCCAAUUUCGGAGCUACUGGAGUGGUUGCCAACAGACAGAAAUCUGCGUUUAAUUCCAGCGGAGAAAUUGAACAAGGAAACCGCUUGGUAUUGGCGACAUCUGGCGGAACAUUUGCAGAAGAUUAACGACGACGAGACUCUAGAAAUGGUGGUGCCAGAUUUGGUUGUGUUGAUUGGAUAUAUUCGAGCUAUAUUGGAGUCACCAUGCCCAUCGGCUACAGAAGACCAAGUGGGUUUCAGCACACGACAGUAUGUGUUGCACGAGCUGGUUUAUAUGCUUAAAGUCUAUGACGCCACAGAUCCCACAGGCAGGACUGCGCUUCAAACACUUAUAGAAGAUGCUCUCACAGGUGAUUAUGGUCCGCUUUAUCGCGAAGUUAUACGAGCGCUCGUCUCGGCUCUAGAACUGGUGAUAUCAGACGUAACAUUGCGCUUAGAAGUAGUAUUCAGCGUGAUAUCAGCUCUCCGAGACCCACCCGAGGUCGAGUCUCCACCGCCGCCGCCACUUAUUGAUAACGAUGAAGUUAAACUGAAGAGAGCAAAACUUCGUGUAUCACUCAAUGUAGCCAUUGAGGCUCAAGAUGAAGCUGUAAGGGAGCAGAAUUAUGCACUCGCAGCGGAGUGUAAAGCCAAAGUUGCUAAUAUUCAGCAAGAACUUCAAGAUUUAAAUGUGAAGACCACGCUGCCGCCUACUAUCGCGACGAUCAAAGAGAAGCGUUCCGAUCCAGACACGUUGAACAAAUGCCUGACGAUAAUCAACAGCGCUUUGGACACUCAUCAGCUAAAAACUAUUACACCAGUAUUGAAGACAAUGUUUGAGGAAUUUGAGGAAGAAAUGUUUACCGAUCCUGAAAUAAGGGAUAACGCGUUAGAAACUGUCGCCUUAUAUGGAAUGUUGGAUAGGGAGUAUGUGACGCAACACAAGGCAUUUUUCUUCUGUAACUUGGUGGAUUUAACUGAUGAGCUACGAGUAGCUACCGUCCUCCGUUGUAUUGUGGAUUUGUUAUGCGUUCACGGCGCUAAGGCAUUUGAAAAUGAAAAGAUACAAAAAGAAUGUACAGUUAAGAAGAAACGUAAUACGCAAGAUACACUAAAUGACGUUGAGGAUGGUACACUAUCGGAAUCAGCAAUAUCUCUUACACCUACUCACAGUACAACUAUUGAGUUACUUCUGAAAUUGAUGGAAAAUCCGUGGCCGUCAUAUCGUCUUAUCAUCGUGGAGGGAAUCUGUAGGUUGUUGUAUUUGGGACAUUUGGAGUCACCCGCCAUUAUAAGUCGCUUAAUAUUGCUGUGGUUUAAUCCAGCUACAGUGGAAGAAGAUAUGCUGCGACAAAUUAUUGGAGUAUUCUUCCAAGUGUUUCCAAUUGAUGUUGAUGGAGCCCAGGAGCAAAUUCAGAAAGCGACGUUGCCAACCCUUCGUGCACUUGCAAACGCACCAUCCAGUUCGCCAAUCGCCGAGGUAGACCAAGAAGCUGUUGUCAGAUUUAUAGUCUCUCUAACUCGACUUAAUACUGAGUUAAUAGACAGCCAAGGCGCUUUGGCUAUGGUGCUCUGCAGUUAUUUGGUUCGGCGUCCCUCCGCCCCGGAGGCAGGACUCGCCUGUCGCAUGCUCGCUUUGCUUUCACCCCCAAAAGAACAACAAAUGGCUAGCGACCUUGCUACUAUGUUAAAGGAAUUGUGCACGAAACUGCCAGAUAAACAAUCAUGUCGCAAUUUGACUCGUUAUCUCGGCGCGUUGGAAGUUAUGGAGCAAGCUAGUCUUAAAAUGUCAAGUACAGGCAUUGAAGGCACGAGGGCGUCUGAAGAUACUUUGGGUGUGUUUGGACGCGCUACUUCAUCGCUACCCCAGCCUUUGGCUCGCAGUACGCAUGUCGUAAUCAACGAAACUGUAGAAGAAGAGGUAGAGAUUGAUGAGACCUCGCCGACUGAGAAAGAAGGUCCAUCUGAAUCUCAUCAAGAUCAAAUAAGCCGUAUAAGUCACUCAGUGCCACAGUCGUCAGACACAGAUGCAAUCCCCGUUCGUGAAGCGAGUGGAUCUGAAGACAACAGUGGUGUGUCCUCCGUUAAGAAAGCUAAGGUUACAAAAGCGAAGAAGAAAUUAUCCCUGUCAAAAAAGCCAACCACAAGUAGAAAACCGACGAAAGAUGUAAAAGAGGGUAGUUCAAAAAAUAAGAAACAGAAAGGCUUUAAAAGAACACGCUCGCAAAGUUCACCUGUUGAAAGAGGUACCGAAGUUCAAGAGGAAAAAUCUCCCCCCAGUUCACUCCAACCAAGCGACCUGGAUGUUUCUAAUGUAACACUCCGGAAGUCGCGUAUCACGCAGUCUAGCACAAGCCCAGAUUCGGAUGCGUCUAGUCCAAAGAAGAAAACACAUAAGAAAGAAAAGAAGAAAAAAGAAGUACCAGUUGUUACUCGGCGAUUGACUCGUUCGUCAGCUGGAUCCAGUAGUGUGUGCAGCGAACAGCAUUACUCUUCAGACGACACCGAACUUCAUACUAUAGUCUAUGAUAAUGAUUUUGAACAAGAAGUGUUAAACGUCUCAGAGGAAGAAGGAUCUCGUCGUGUUUCCAAAUCGAAUGUGACGAUACCCGAAACGCCUGAAGGUAGCGAAACAUCUGAUUUAGAACCUGAACCUGAACCAGUGAAAAUAAAGGGCAAACGUACGAAAAAAAGACAAGUAGAUAUGACAAGAAUAGUUAACAUAAUGAAAUAUAUAUUUAUGGUCUCUUGUAAACUCUAA
This is a messenger RNA of Leptosia nina, 3681 nucleotides long. The record is from the annotation of a GenBank genome assembly. Lineage: Eukaryota; Metazoa; Arthropoda; Insecta; Lepidoptera; Pieridae.